Messenger RNA from Colossoma macropomum (tambaqui), 3817 nucleotides. RefSeq names its product sentrin-specific protease 1. Gene Ontology annotation, molecular function: deSUMOylase activity. Lineage: Eukaryota; Metazoa; Chordata; Actinopteri; Characiformes; Serrasalmidae. The transcript has 18 exons. Gene Ontology annotation, biological process: protein desumoylation. The record is from RefSeq and is a predicted model, not a curated record. The coding region runs from base 277 to 2475 and encodes 732 amino acids. Gene Ontology annotation, cellular component: nucleus.
AGCUAGCGCGGUAGCUAACGGCGGCUGCGCUCCGCUUCGCUAGCCGGGUUACGGUGAACAGUAAUUAACCUGAAAAUGCGGCUCACUCUGACCGGCUAACAAAGCCUCAGCCGGCGGUGGAGACUCGACUGCGGAGACUCGGGCUGGCUGCUAGCAUGUGAAUGACGGGCGAGAGCGAGCUGAGCGGGGACUCUGCACUGUCAGGCGAAUUAAUAAGAACCACGGCGAAGAGUAAUUUGAACUGCGUGGCUCAGGUUCCGUUUUCUUUUAGCUAAAAUGUUUAAUAAACUGUACCAAUGGCUCGGAACUGGAAUAGCGAACCUUCGCAACGGAGUACCGGCCGACGGGGAUCACCUCGGUACCAACAGAGCUCAGCAGGACGGUUCUCCGCAGAGAAAAAGACCCAUAGACUGUCUGGAGGAUGUGGAUGGCAUUGAAGAAGACAGAGCGGUGAAGCGAUAUAGGAUGGGAGAUUUUAUGGACUCGAUGAAGACUGCGGCUGAGGGGAUGAAGACCCAUGGCUCGAGUGUUGCGUCGUGGGUGUGCAACAGUGUUAGUCCGACAUUGAGGAACAUGCUGCCUGCCUCUCCUGGCUCACCUCAGACAAAACGGACAUCUUUACCUGCGGUCAAUGCGUCGGGGUCUGCAUGGACUGAAAACAAGUUUACUGAAAAAACAACUGAAACGCUUGAGGACACAUUUGUGGCUCCUUCAACUGCUGUUGAGUGGAAAACCAUCCUUAAGUCUGACUCUUUAAGAACUGAGCAGUCAGUGACUAUAUCGAAGGUCGGCCGACGGCAAGUCUAUACAGGCCUUUCACACCAUGAUACACACAAAACUAAUGGCCACUCAGUCAACAUAUCCCCUAUCUGCACCUCUAAACCCUGCCCCUCUCCUCGGCUUGGUCGGCCCCUGUACCUCAGACCGCACAAAUCACCAAGCCGGUUCUCUACCCCUGGAUCAAACACAGGAAAUGCGUCGUACACCAGUAUGUAUGAGAAGACCUUUCCCAUUCGAGUGGUCCAGAGCCCUUCCCAUGGCACCUCCAGCCGUCACUGGAGAGGCAGACCUUGCUGUACAGCGCAGGAGUCAGUACGUGAGGAGGAAAAAGAAGUGUACAGGCAGUUGUUAUCCAUGGUGUCUGGUGGCCAGUCGUCAUUCUUCCAUGACAGUUCUCACCCAGGCAUCCGAUCACAUCGGGAUUUCUCCAGUUUCCUGACAUCAAGCCGCCGACUGCUGCGGUGCGCUUCCCCCGCGGGCUCAGGAGCAGGAGAGUCUUCAUUAGAUUUAUCCAGCCUGCCUCCCAGCCCACAGAACUCCAGUGCCCUGCCCAGCCCUGGGGCGGUCUCCAAUGGCCCUGAAUCACAGACGUGGACCUCUGACGCUGACAGUGAGUCAGGCUCAAGAAGACCACUGGCCAUACGGUCCACGCUGUCACCAGCUAACUUUCAGGAUGCUUCAUCUCAGGACACACAGUCAUCAGCUCAUGAUGGAGACUCUGUUAUUUUUGUAAAGGAGCAACAGGGCAAGAGACCAGAAAGCUCAAGCGUGCCAUGUUUCCAAGCUGAACUUUGGAUCAAAGAACUGACAAGCCUCUAUGACUCCCGUGCUCGGGAGAGACGGCGGCUCAUAGAGGAGCAAGAGGCUCUGGCAUCUCAGCUCUUGCGCCAGCGUCUGUCUGGUGAAGGCCAAGCUGGUCUAACAAGUGUGGAGCUGCAAGUGCGAGUACCUCUAGAAAAGGAGGUUCCUGUUGCGUCUAUCAUCGAGGAGCCAGUGCCCGUUGUAGAGGAGCAGGAAUUCCCUGAGCUGACUGAGGUCAUGGAGAACGAGGUGAACAGAGCGCUGAGGGGCGGUAGUCAGGAAGAGGUUCUCAGUGAGGGAUUCCGCCUCACCAUCACCAGGAAGGACCUGCAGACUCUUAGCCACCUAAACUGGCUCAAUGAUGAGGUGAUAAACUUCUACAUGAACAUGCUGGUGGAACGCAGUAAGGCACCACACUUGCCCUCUGUGUACACCUUCAAUACCUUCUUCUACUCUAAGCUGCGCAGCUCUGGAUACUUAGCCGUUCGCCGCUGGACCAAGAAAGUAGACAUUUUCUCUGUGGACAUCAUUCUAGUGCCUGUCCACCUGGACGUGCACUGGUGUCUCUGUGUUGUGGAUUUUCGCAAGAAGAGCAUCACAUAUUUUGAUUCCAUGGGAGGAAACAAUGAUGAGGCAUGCAGGAUUUUGUUAAAAUAUUUGAAACAAGAAAAUGAAGACAAAAGAGGCCAAGACUUGGAUACCUCAGACUGGACACUUCAGAGUAAAAAACGCAAUGAGAUUCCUCAGCAAAUGAAUGGAAGUGACUGUGGAAUGUUCACAUGCAAAUAUGCUGAAUACAUCACCAAAGACAAGCCAAUUACGUUCACACAGAAACACAUGCCGUAUUUCAGGAGGCGAAUGGUAUGGGAGAUCCUGAAUCAGAGACUUCUAUAAUAGACAACCUUGUCAUGAACUCACCCGAGGAUGAUGUGAGGAAAACGAGGGCUGCUGCACUCUGCCGUACUGCAGGAUCCACGCUGGCUCGAAACAGACAUAGAAGUUAUGCCUUUAACACUUCCUCAGCUGGUGCUCUGUUUCACUGAUGCCAAGUAUGUGCUGCUCAACUGACAGCCUGGGUUCAAGAUUUUAGGAUGCCAGUGACCCAAAAAGAAGCUCCAGUGUUUUGGGCUUCCUGUCUGGUAUAAUUCAGUGGCGUCCCCUCCACUACAACCUUAAUAACUUGACGUUUUUUUGUUUUACUCAGAUUUUGAGCUUCAAUGUGGAUGUUCGUUUUUAAUUUCUCUGCAAAACAUUGUUUUUUUAUUUUUGUUUUUUUUUUGCUUAUGAUAAAUAAAUAAAAAUAUGCGCUGACAGCUUUUUUUCAUUUUACAGCAGGCGUUGCAUUUCAGCAGUUUGUCCAUUUUCUCAUAACUGAAGUCAUAAUUGUUUAUGUCUUAAGGUUGUUUUCCACAUUGGCAAAGCAUCACAAACCUGUAUGCUGCAAAAAAAGGCAACGUGGGACCAACAGCUGUUUGCUCUCAAACAGUAAUCCAGCUAAAGCUGACAAUCGCAGGGCUUUUGUAAACCACUGAGUUGGGAGAAUGAAACUACGGAACAAGCAUAAUUCAAAAUAAUAGUAUAUUUUUGAUGUCAAUACAUAUUUGUAUUUUACAGCACAUUUCUUAAUACAUGUGCCAGAAAGACAGUCUGCUUUUAUAAUUUCAGUGACCUGACUUUCUGAAAAGGGGUAAUGCUCUUUCACAUACAGCAGUUAUGACUUCAGUAUGAUUUUUUUUUUCUUCUUUUACAAAAGAGAAGGCUUCGGUUCGAUAACAUGAUAGGGCAGUUUUUCAGUGGAAGCUCUGUGCAGAUGGCCAAGAAACAUCUGCUUAAGUUGGUUAUUUUUGUUGCAAGAUUAGACAAGCUAAGCAGCGAAUAUGGAUCUGUCAGAAUAUCUAGAUAAGCAUUAAGCGUGCUUUAUCUAUAAAUAUUUUAAAGAAAGGUCGAAGUAGGUCAAGUCAACACAUGUAUAACUCCAAUGCAAACCAGCAGGAUAGCAUCCUUCCGUUUUAUACUGACACUUGAGGAUACUCAACUCUAUGUAAGUAUACUCAGUUUAGUAAUUUGCUAUUGUUUCUAGAGGUUUUUCUCUGUUAUAUUUACAGUUAUUGUACAUACAGUGUCUCACAGGUUAAUUGAAGACAUAUUUAAUACACAUUUUGUACCUUUUAUUAUGGUUUUGUAUGUAGAUCUGGUCUUCCUGGAAAUAAAAUCCUGAGGCUGUGUGUGUAUUGGA